Leishmania mexicana MHOM/GT/2001/U1103 is the source of this 2160-nucleotide messenger RNA. RefSeq names its product a44l protein-like protein. Lineage: Eukaryota; Euglenozoa; Kinetoplastea; Trypanosomatida; Trypanosomatidae. The transcript has a single exon. The coding region runs from base 1 to 2160 and encodes 719 amino acids. Gene Ontology annotation, molecular function: ATP binding; ATP hydrolysis activity. The record is from RefSeq and is a predicted model, not a curated record.
AUGUUCUCUCUGCCGCUCGCUGGCGUCCCGUCGACGGCGCUGAGGACGUCGCUGGAAGGCAGUCGCCUUCUAGCCCUGUGGCGAGCCUUUGAGGGUCAUGUUGAUGCCUUGGCGACGGCCCUCCAUGGAUUGAACAACUACUCACCUUUCCCAUUUGAAGUGAAGGUGGCCGUUAUUGUUUUUGGCUACAUAGUGAUCCGCGAAAUCGUGCUGUGGUACUCCUCUGACGUUCCCACGAAGCAUGCCUACGUUUACUGGAAGCUACACGAUCCCAUCGAAUCGGCUUACUACACUCCAUACCUGCCGGCGAACCACAUGUGCACCGCACUCCUGUUGUACAUGGCGCGGAAGCUCUGGCAAGACAAACCCCUCACCGUAGCUGAGCUGCGGAACAAGUCGUUUAUGAUCAACCUGCUCUCCCUCUACUCCAAACCCAGUCAAGCAGAGCUCUACGGCGAUGGCGAAGGGCCGAUAUUUUUGUUCCGGGAGAAUUUGAUGGUGCCAGUGAAGCUGCCCAUCUACCCCUUCUGGACAUCGACGCAUCAGGAUGGGGUGGAGGUGUGUGCAUGGAUUUCGAUGCCGCGGACCAAGAACACCGAUUCUGCAGCGCGCCGCAGUGUUUUUCUCCGCGUUCGCAAGGAUGCUUCCCCGGGCGGCGGCGCCGCGGCCGACGCCGUGCUGCGACGCUUUGUCGAGGACGCGUUGAACUUCUACUUCACCAACGGGUAUGCUGACAAGGAACACUACGACCUGCGCAUGUAUCGCCCCACGGUGACAGCGCAACAUGUCAUGGUGAAGAGCGUGCCACUUCCACUCGGGCCAACGCUGGAUACCUUGUUCUUUCCACAGCGCGAGCACGUCAAGUCGCUGCUCGCGCGCUUCUCGGAGAAGAAGGGACGCUUCGCGAUUCAGGGCUUCCCUCACAAGCUUGGGUUUCUGCUGUACGGUCCCCGCGGCACAGGCAAGCGCUCCUUCGUUCGUGCUCUUGCCUACCAUACCCACCGCCACAUUGUCCGCAUCCCUCUCUCCAGCUUCACGCGGGGCGACCAGCUCUUAAAAAUGUUUUACUUUGAGUCUGUGGUGACGAGCAGCACGGAGGAAUGGGCGCUGCUGAGCAGCAAGAAGGUCAUCUUCCUUAUCGAGGACGUCAACACGAACGACGACCUUGUGCGGGCGCGCGCAAGCGGGCGCGUGGUGCGCGUGCGCCAGUCUCGCGGGUUGACGACUCUAAGCUCGCAGCAGGCGACCACGGAGAGCGGCGGCGCCAAAGAGCUCGUCGCUGCGAAGCCAACGUCGCAGGGCUGCAGCUCCCAAGCGAGUGCGCUGGAGACAGGGAAGAUGGUUACCCGAAAAGUCGAACGGGUGCCGCCGCUGACGUCGACGUUAGACGCGGUUGGUUUUAGAGCGUCGCUUCUGUGUCAAGAAAACGGUGGGGACAGGCCCAGCCUCUCCUCCUUGUUGAAUAUCCUGGACGGCGCAGUGGAAGACUCGGAUCGGAUUGUGGUGAUGAUAGCGGAUCACCCGGAGCGCCUCGACCCGGCACUGCUUCGACCAGGGCGUCUCACGACGCAUCUCCGAUUUGACUACAUCGAGCUGGACGAUCUGAUCCGUCUUUGCGGGCUCUUCUUCGGGUCCGAGUCCGGCGAAGCACCAGGUACUCUAACUGCCACCGGCGAAGCGACCCCUCUGAGAGAGGCGACCGGCUACAGCUAUGGUCGCAUGGAGGCGUCUGCCGCCACUCCACCGCAAAAUGUUCACGAUAGGUUGAUGGAGGUGAAUGAAUGCCGUCGCGCCGCGCUGCAACCGGCUGUCGCGCGCGCUUCGAAAGACACAGAAGACGACGUGUGUGGUCUGCAAUGGCUGCGUCAAGGACUCUCCGCGUCGGCACCAGAUGCCAAUGACAAGAAGAAGGCUAUUCGUCAACUCUCCAGGAUGCAAGCAACGCAGGUGCGCUUGUGCAUCGCAGCCUUGGAGGAGGAGGCGUCUUCGCAGGCUUCUCAACCUCGACAGAGAACCUCGUACAACUUCUUGAUAACACCCUCGCAUGUGCAUCACUUGUGCAUGCGUGCCGCUGACCUGAACGACUUCCUUGACGCGCUCUCGGCGUAUAUUCGUAGCGGGAGCGCCACUGAUACUGGCACCAAGGGCAGCUCAGACUAG